UGGGGGUUGGGGCAAGGAAAGAAAGGAGAUUUAAUUUGGGUUGGCCAUGGCGUCUGUUGGAUGAGAUGGCAGCAGGAAUAUGCGCUAAUUCCAUGAGGAAGAUUCGUGACUCAUGCGCAUCUUCCUCUCCCUUAUUCGCUUUUACUUUUCUUUUUUGUCCGAAUAUGACUUCCAUUUAACUGAACAACCGCCACCUUCUUCUCUUGUAGAAUAACCCAAACACCUUCUACUCCUCCUCUUCUCAGCUCCAACGCUCCGCCACAUCUUUCCAGUUUUCUGUUACAGAAUCAAGCAACAUAUUCAGUUGCUUUGGGCUCGCUCAUUUCAAUUGAUGCCAGCAAAUUCAUGCUGGCAAUCAACUUGAUUGAAUUUACUACUGAAAAGGUUAUGAGUCCCCAGGCUAUAUUGAACCCAAGCAGAACCCUUGAGGGUGUCCAUGGGGUUCAUGUGGUGCCUCAUUCACCAUUUGCAUUGGAGAAAACUACUGAAGAUGGGGACUUUCCUCAGUCAAUCAGUAGAAGCUCGGCUAUUGAAGCAAAUCAGCGGUUAUUAAUGCAAUGGGUAUGGCAGCUUAGACCAGCCUGUUUGAGGCCCAUCCAUGGGUGUAUUCAUGGUGAUCAGAAUCUUGCAGAAACAGUGGCUAAUGUGCUUACUUCACUUCCUUUUAUAGCUCUUGGAAUCCAGGCCCCAAGGAAGAGCCUGAGUACUAAGCUGUAUGCUAAUUCGUUAAUUGGAGUUGGAGUUGCCUCAAGUUUGUACCACUCUUCAAGAGGAAAACUGAGGCAGUUUAUGAGAUGGACGGAUUAUACAAUGAUAGCCACAGCAACAGUAUGUCUAUCAAGAGCUCUCAGAGAUGACAACCCAAAGUUUCUGAUGGCUGCAUCCGCAUUUCUUCUACCUGUCCAGCCUCUAAUGGUUUCUGCCGUUCAUACUGGGAUGAUGGAGGUAGUAUUCGCAAAAAGAGCAUCAAAAGAUCCAGAUCUGAAGAUGGCCUACAACGUGCAUAAGAUGUCAUCAUUGUUGGGUGGUGUAUUGUUUGUUGCUGAUGAUGUUUUCCCUAGGACUCCAUUCAUUCAUGCUGCCUGGCAUCUGGCUGCAGCUGUUGGUGUUGGCACCUGUAAUAAGCUUCUUGAGUAGUGUGCAUAUAUUUGAUAUCAAUUCCUUGUGUUCGAUUCAUCCAGAGAGCUUUUGCAGAUAUAGCCUCUGCUUAAAGACAUAGAUCUUCCAACUUCACAUGUCAUAGAUCCCUCCAUUCUCUUGGAUCAGGUUCGUGCAGUUCAUGGGUUCAAUCUGCAUCGGUCCUGAAGCCUUCUACUUUCUCCAACUGUACUAUAUAUUUGUUCUCUAGAAUAGCUAGCUAUGUAACUUUACUGGGGAUGGAAUAUUUCCUGCAAUACACUGGCAACUAUUGUGAUUUGGAUCAAUAGUGAGCAAUGUCAAAGGAAAGAAAUAUUUCAUUUACUUCUAAA
Molecule: messenger RNA, 1469 nt
Organism: Alnus glutinosa
Lineage: Eukaryota; Viridiplantae; Streptophyta; Magnoliopsida; Fagales; Betulaceae
Exons: 7
Coding region: 346-1137 (263 amino acids)
Source: RefSeq, a predicted model, not a curated record